UCUAGCACAAUCCAUGGCUGAUUCCCUUGGGCUUUUCCCCCUAUUUUCUCCCAGGUUUGUCGUGCUGUUCACAGAUGACCUGGGCCAUAUUUCCCAGUGGAGUUCCAUCAUGGCUGGGAGUCUCGCAGGCAUGGUUUCCACCAUUGUGACAUAUCCUACAGACCUCAUCAAAACCCGAUUGAUUGUGCAGAAUAUGCUGGAACCGUCUUACAGGGGGAUCCUCCACGCUUUUUCUACUGUUUAUCAACAGGAAGGGUUCCUGGCCCUUUAUCGAGGGGUUUCCCUUACUGUUUUAGGUGCUCUCCCGUUCUCUGCUGGCUCCCUUCUAGUGUACAUGAACCUGGAGAAAAUCUGGAAUGGACCCCGAGAUCGGUUCUCUCUCCUCCAGAACUUUGCCAAUGUCUGCCUGGCCGCUGCCGUGACCCAGACCCUCUCUUUUCCCUUCGACACGGUGAAGAGAAAGAUGCAGGCUCAGAGCCCCUACCUUCCCCACUGUGGAGGAGUCGACGUCCAUUUCUCAGGAGCAGUGGACUGCUUCCGGCAGAUAGUGAAGGCCCAAGGGGUACUGGGGCUCUGGAAUGGAUUGACAGCCAACUUGUUGAAGAUAGUUCCAUAUUUUGGAGUUAUGUUUGGCACCUUUGAGUUCUGCAAGAGAAUCUGUCUUUACCAAAAUGGUUACAUUGUGUCUCCUCUGACCUAUAAAUUGACCCCAGGGGUGGAUCAGAGUUUGAAGCCCCAGGAAUUACGCGAAUUAAAGAAGUUCUUCAAAACUGGUCGACUAAAGUCUAAAAAGCCAACUCUUUAAAACUGAAUGGCACUAGAAGUGCACUGACUGAAGGUGUGUUGUAAUCACAGAUAAAUGUAGCCUCAUAAUUGUGCACGUGUGGAGCGACGAGAAAUGCUGCUCUUGGAAAUGAGAAGACGCAGCUGUGCACCCCCUCUGAGCUCCAGACUGAUGUCCCUGUGAACACCUGCACCAUGGGAAGGUUUCCCAUCAUGACCGUCUCAUGAUGGCAUCUACCAGAUUUUAUAACAGAUUUUAUAGCACUAAUGGAAUGUGCAAUUUACACUCUGAAUGUAAACGUGCAAUUUACACGGCACCAAAGAAAGGGCAUUGCCAUGACACCUCAAAGCAACGUGCAGUUGAAGUGGCUGAGCAGAUACCACGUCAGGAGCUCAGCCACAGGGUCACAGCUUACAGUAACCCACGUCAGCCUAGUUUCACUCAAUUUGACCCAAGGCUUCCCAAUACAGUUCUAGAACUCAUAAUUUUUCCUGACUUCUGAGUGUACACACCACAAUGUAAAGUAUGCCUUAUCAGAAACUAAAUGAAAACAUUUAACAUUUAAAAGUUAUCACUAUCAUUGUAGAACCGUCCUUCUUUAUUUAAAUUUGAAGCAUCCCAGCCUUAGAAUCUUGUGUUUCAGGAAGGCAGUAUUUACCAUGACUGCUUAAUUAUGCUCCGAAAGACCUUCCACUUGAAGUCGUGUACAGUUCAAGUGGCCUGAAUUCUCUGCCUUUUUAACUUGCUUGCAAGCCUACCCUGAAAAUAAAUUAUUUAGUCAACUUAAGUUAUUCUCACCAGAUAUCCCGGUUGCCUACAAAGGAUCAAAUAGAACAUUUAGCACACAUACCAAAAAAAAUGUAACUGAAAAACACUUCAGUCAGGCUAAUCAUCUCUACUAGAUUUUUAAAAAAUCAAAUUGCAGAUUGUUCCACCUUGGGGAUUCUAUGUCAAGUUUAUAUAACUAUACUUUUGAGUAGUGCCUAUCUAUGCAUUAAAAAAACAGUAUCCAAUAUUAAGUUGUUAAUUUAUGUAUAUAUAUACACACACACACACAGAAGCUUUCAAUAUGUUGAAAGUAUUUUUCCCCAUUAAAUUUAUUUUCCAAA
Ceratotherium simum simum (southern white rhinoceros) is the source of this 1893-nucleotide messenger RNA. NCBI's taxonomy places the organism in Eukaryota, Metazoa, Chordata, Mammalia, Perissodactyla, Rhinocerotidae. The record is from RefSeq and is a predicted model, not a curated record.